CCAAAUACAUAACAACAGCUCGCAAAUGGAGGCACAUGCACGUAACCAGAAGAUAAUCAUACAAAAUCAGAUGAUCCUCAAUACCAACCAACAGCAGCAGCAGCAACAGCAACAUGCUGCUGGCGGCAAGAAAGCGGCCAGGAAGCACCACCAACAGCAGCAGCAGCAGCAGCAACAGCAGCAAGCACAGACCAGCGCGCCUAUGUACAACAAUAAUAAUAAUAAUAGCAGCAGCCAAAACAACAACAACAACAACAACAUCGGCAACAGCGUCGCCCAUCAGGGACAUGAAGUGUCAGUGCCCGUCUCGCACAUCAUUGCCAACUCCCCAACGGCGGCCACUUACAUUCAGGCCCAACUGACUGGUCUACACGCCGGCAACACCAUCGGCGUCAAUGUUGGCGAUGCUGCCGGCAACAUGAACGUGCCCAUCGUCACCUACAACGGCAAUCAGUAUUGCGUUAUAACCCGUGCACCGGACUCCGAUGGGAUUGCCAUGCAGAAGCCGCUCGAGUAUGGCCAGGCCGCCACAGCCAACAUAAUUGUCAUGUCGCCGAUGCUGCCCCCGCAGCAGCAGCAGCAACAGCAGCAGCAGUAAACGAGUCCCGACAUGAUUUGCUCAUUAAGUGUUGCGAAAAUGAUGCGGAAAAUUUCAUCAGGCUCGAGGCGUUGGUGGCGUUGCUUCAUUAGCCAGGCCCCUGAAUAUUGAUGUUGGAUAUCGAUUUAGAUAUUGGCAGUUAAUGGCGCCUCAUAACUGGUAUUUGGCAAUGCGAUGGGAGAAAGGUAGCCAGCCGCAUUGCUGGCCAGGUAAAUGGAUAAGAAAGUGCGCUGCCCCAGGAUCCGUCUUCAAGUUUACAAUUAGCCUCUCAGCUCACAAGCAGCUCUAAAUACAAAUUGUAAAUAAAGUUUUUAAAAAACAACAAAAUAACUUAACAAAAAAAGACACAAAAAAAGCAAAGAAAACCAAAAUGCAAUUUAAGAACACCUAAGUAUAUGUUUAAUUCUAAGCGAAAAAAGUAAAAACCAAAAAUUAAAAAAAUAAACCAUAUGCCAGCCGAGAGAAGUUUU
Drosophila arizonae is the source of this 1068-nucleotide messenger RNA. Its product is annotated as myb-like protein AA. Lineage: Eukaryota; Metazoa; Arthropoda; Insecta; Diptera; Drosophilidae. The record is from RefSeq and is a predicted model, not a curated record.